Poecilia latipinna (sailfin molly) is the source of this 7760-nucleotide messenger RNA. Its product is annotated as trichohyalin. The record is from RefSeq and is a predicted model, not a curated record. Lineage: Eukaryota; Metazoa; Chordata; Actinopteri; Cyprinodontiformes; Poeciliidae. The coding region runs from base 112 to 7536 and encodes 2474 amino acids. The transcript has 26 exons.
CUCCCGGUUUGAAAGUGAGAAUUUCUUCCCGUUAAACCGAAAAAACUAAAUUAACCGCAAGCCAUUGUCCCGGUGACGGAUUGUACCAGAACUUCACGGGGUUAGUUCAGCAUGGAGUCAAAGCUGCUGAAUGGCUGGCAGCAGCAGAAGGCGGAGCUGGAGGUGGAGGUGUGUCGACUGCAGGAGGAUCUGGCGGAGAGCCGAGCUGAGAAGGAGGAGCUGGAGUCCAGGAGCAAAGCUCUGACGGAUAGGCUUUGUCAGACUCUGAAUCCUUCAAUGUCCCUGCUUGAUGAGGAACAGAGGAGGUGGAAAAAGAAGUUGAAGGAGGGGAGGGAGAGGGAGGCCAGACAGGCGCUGCUGAUCCACCGUCUGCAGAACAAGGUGAUCGAGUACAAGGAGCGGUGUCACCGUCUGGAUCAGCAUAUGCAGGAAAAUCACUCCAGGGUUCUGAUCUCUGAGCGGAGAAUCAGAGAUGAGCACAGCCAGUCUCUGGAGAGCGCCCUCAUCAGUCUGGAGGAGGAACAGCAGAGGUCUGCCAGUCUGGCUGACACCAACGCUCUCCUUCGCCACCAGCUCAGCCAAUCAGAGCAGACCAACGGGGAGCUGGCAGAAGACCUCAGGAAGCUGACUGCUGAUUGGACGAGAGCCGUGCAGGAGGUGGAGCAGAAAGAGGCCGACUGCCAGAGAGAGAAAGAGUGUCGGUGGGGUCACAUGAGUCAGCAGCAGGCCCGGCUGCUGUCACUCUGGAAAUCUGUACUUGAUCUGAGGCGACACUGUCACAAGCUGAGAACAGCUGCUGACAGGGAUCUGUGGCAGCUCAGGGCGGAGUUUUCCAGACUCUCCUCGUCUCUCCUCUGCAGCUGUGACUCCUUCUGCUCCUCACUGAGGCUCAGUGCCCCUCAGAUCAAACCCGCCUCCUCUCACCUUCCUCCUCCAUCAUACUCAUCUCCUCCUCUAUCCUCCACUCUCAUCCACCCUCCUCCGGACGUCUCAGGCUCUCCUCUUUGUUCCCGCUCCCCUUUCCCCCUGGGGAUAUUCUCCUUAGUAGAGGAGGAGGAGGAUGAGGAGGAGAAGCCACUGGAGUUGAAGCUCCACUGUGAAGUGGAGGUGUUCCAGCUGGAGCAAAGGAUCGAGGAACUCAGUCGCUCCCUGCAGACGGCAGACAGAGCGAGGGAAGCAUCGGAGGCAGAGGUGGAGCGGCUGAGGGAAUCAGACAGGACGCUGCAUUCGGUCGGUCAGGCUGUCAUCAGCAUGUUCCGGUCCCUGAGCAGGAUCAGCAACCAGACGCCGAGCAUCUCCACGGACAGUGUCCUCAGUCUGGAUCCGUCCUCCCUGCUGUCGGUUCUGUCUCAGACUGAGAGCACGCUGCAGUGGAAACACGAGGAGCUGCAGGGGGCGGAGCUAAGUCUGCGGCGGUUCAGCGAGGAGCAAACGUCUCUGAAGCUCCGCCUGAAACAGCUGGAGGAAGAAAAACAGCAGCUGGACAUGAAAACUGGGAACACACAGCAAGAACUGAAACACACACUGGACUCUCUGAGCAGGGAGAAGGAGGCAUCCACCUCCCUGCGUCUGCAGGUGGAGGAGGUGCAGAUGAAAGAGGAGGAGAUGAAGAGGGAGAUCGACAGACUGAGGAGAGAGAGAGACAGAUUGGAGGAAAGAACCCGACAGCUGGAGGCAGAAAGAUACAAACGGGUGGAGGCGGAGCUUCUGGAGAAUGUCCAGCUGUCAGAGAGAGAAACUCAGCAGCGGAUUGAGAUCCACAGCCUGAAGGUGAUGCUGGAGAGGGAGCAGCUGGACAGGCAGAGAGCAGAAGAAGAAGGUGCUGAUGCCAGAGAAGCCCUGCAGAAGUGCAGGGAGUCCGUGCUGCACCUCUCCUCCUCAGAGACGUUGCUGAAACGGGAGGUGCAGGAGACGCGGGACGCCCUGGACAAGAUGUCGGCUCUGAACUCGUCUCUGGCCACAGACAAACGAGAUCUGAACAUGCAGCUGCUGAAGCUGGAGACAGAGCUGUCAGACACCCAGUCACAGCUGCAGACUCUGAGGUCAGAGGUCAGCGGUCUGCAGAGAGACAUUAAAAGUGUGAGGAGUGAGUGCAGCCUCCUGAGAGUUCAGUCGGAGACGGACGCUGACGUCAUCCAUCAGCUGAAGGAGCGACGCUCACACCUGGAGAGAAACUUGGAGGAGAAGGAGAAGGAGCUGGCCUCCCUGGAGGAGGAGAAGAAGACCACAGAUCAGCAGCUGGACGAGUUAUCCUCCCAGCACACCCUGGUACGUAAGGUGCUAAAGGAGCUGCAGGAACAGCUGUGGAAGACCGAGGAGCAGCUGAAUCAGACGGAGAGACAGAAGGAGGAGCUGCUGAGAGAAAGCAAGAAGCUGCAGGAGGAACAGGAAGUUCAGAGGAGAUACAAGGAGCAGCUGGAAGAGGAGUUACAGGAGCUGAGGUCCGUGUCGGUGAACCUCCACCUGAAGCUCCGCCUGCAGCAGCAGCAGCUCUCCCAGUCUGAGGUGGACAGAUGUCAGCAGAACACACACAUCUGUACGCUGCAGCAGGCCAAAGCCAUCUUACAGGGUGAGAUCGAGUGUCUGAGAGGAGAACUGCAGCGAGAGACGGCAAGAAGAGAAGAUGAGAGGGAGAAAAGGGAAAGAAUGUUGGAGGAAAAGAGAGAGUUGAAUGUAGAAAUGGAGAGGCUGACGGAGGAGGUGAAGGAGCUGCAGACCAGGUGGACGGAGGAAGACGCCAAGAGGAAGGAGGAAGAGGAGUCGUGGCAGAAAGAAAGAGAAGUUCUGAACAAAGAGCUCGGCAUGAGAGAUGGAGAGGUGGAGGCCCUGAGGAGGCGCGCCGAGGGACUGAUGAAGGAGGUGGAGGAGAGGCAGAGAGAGGUGGAGAAACUGAGGGAGGAGGUGGCAGAGGGAGAGACUGAGAUCAGCUUCACGAUGGAGAGACUGCAGAGAGUCGAGGUAGAGAAGGACAAACUGGAGGAGCAAGCGAAGAGGAAAGAGGUCAGUCUAGAAGAGGAGGAGGUGAAGAGGAGAGAGGAGGAGAACCAGAGGGAUUUAGAGACGGAGGCUCUGUGCGAACGGAUCGAGAAGCUGGAAACAGAAAAGAAAACAAUGGAGGAAGAGCUCUGUCAGCUGAGGAGUGAGGAGGAGGAGAGGCAGAGAGAGAGAGCUGUGGCGGAUGAGGAAAUCAGCAGGCUGAGAAAAGAAAUCUCCUUUUUACAGGGGGAGGAGAGGAGACGGAGGGAGAAACAGCAGGAGGAGAAGGAGGAGCUGGAGGAGCAGCUGAAAGAGAAAGUAGGGGAGGUGGAGCUCCUGAAGGUGAGGCUGAACGUGGCUCAGGAGGAGUAUGAAGAGAUGAAGGAGGAGGUGGAGAAGAGGGAGCGCGGCCUGGAGCGACAGAUCAGUGCCGUCAGGGACCGAGAGGAGGAGGUGGAGGAGUUGAAGGAGAGCCUGAGGCUGACUGAGGAGCAGAAGGAAGAAGGAGAACGGGAGCGGCAGGCAGUCUGCCACAAACUGAAGCAGAAGGAGGCGCAGGAGGAGCAACUGGAGGCUCUGCUGACAGAGACUCAGGCACUCCUCGAAAAGGAGAAGCAAGAAAGAGGAGAAAAAGAGAAAACGAUAACCUUCCUGGGCAAGGAGCUGCAGGAGGCUCAGGCUGAGAGAGAGGGAGCAAAUAAGAGGGUCAGAGAGAAGGAGGAGGUCUGUGAGCAGCUGCAGGAGGAGGUCAGGAUGUGGGAGCAGACAUUAGAGCACCGUGAUAAGGAGGUGAAAAAGCUCCAGAAAAUCAAUAAUGAGCUACAAGAGGCGGUGCAGAAGCUGACAGGAGUGUUAGAGGAGAGAGAGGAGGAGUGGAAGGAGAAGGGAAAUGUGAGGGUGAAAGAGGAGAAAAAGCUCAACAAGGUCAUGAAAGAGCAACAAGAGGAGGUGCAACAGCUAAAGGCUGCACUGGAGGAGAAGGAGGAGGAGGUGAGGGAGUGGAAGGAGAAGGCAGAGCUGAGUGGGAAGGAGGAGAAAAAACUCAACAAGAUAGUUAAGGAGAGAGCAGAGGAGGUGAAGCAGCUGAGGGCCACACAGGAGGAGGUGGAGGUGCUGAAGGAGAGCCUGAGGCAGACUGAGAAGGAGAAGGAGGAAGGAGAACGGGAGCGGCAGGCGGUCUGUCACAAACUGAAAGAGAAAGAGGUGCAGGAGGAGCAGUUGGGGGCUCUGCUGAUAGAAACUCAGGCACUCCUCGAGAAGGAGAAAGGAGAAAAAGAGAAAAUGAUCUCCUCCCACAGCAAGGAGCUGAAGGAGGCUCAGGCCAAUAAAGAGGGAGCAAAUAAGAAGGUCAGAGAGAAGGAGGAGGUCUGCGAGAGGCUGCAGGAGGAGCUGAGGAGGUGGCAGCAGACAGCAGAGCACAGUGAUAAGGAGGUGAAAAAGCUGCAGAAGAUCAAUAAGGAGCUACAAGAGGUGGUGCAGGAGCUGACGGUCACGCUAGAGGAGAGAGAGGAGGAGUGGAAGGAGAAGGCAGAGGCGAGCUCCAAGGACGAGAGAAAGCUCUACAGGGUCAUCAAGGAGCGACAAGAGGAGGUGCAGCAGAUGAAGGCAGCGCUGGAGGAGAAGGAGGAGGAGGUGAGGGAGUGGAAGGAGAAGGCAGACAUGAGUUUAAAGGAGCAGAAAAAACUCAACAAAGUUGUUAAAGAUAGAGUAGAGGAGGUGAAGCAGCUGAGGGCAACACUGGAGGAGAGGGAGGAGGAGGUGAGAGAGGGGGAGAGGUGUAGAAGGAUUGAGGAGGAGAAGAGCAGGAGGAAUGAGGAGAAGGUGAAGGAAGUGGUGCAGCAACUGGAGAAAGAGAAGGAGGUGCUGAACACAGUGAGGGAGGCGAGGAGGAGGAUAGAGGACAGACUGGAAGCAAAGGAGAAGGAGGCGAAGGAGCAAGAAGGGAAGCUAAAAGAAAUGGAGGAACAGAGUAAUGUUCUAAGAAUGAAAGAGGAGAAACUGAGAAGACUGGAGGAGGAACUGAGGGAGGUGAAAGAGGAGCAAAAGGAGCAACUGUUAGCUGAGAAAGAGCUUCAUCUGGAGGCAGAGAGGAGGAGAUCCAGACUGAUAGAGCUGGAGGAGGAGAAGGCAGGACUGCUGGUGGAGCUACAGAGUAAGGAGAUGGAGGUGACAGGUCUUACAGAGGAGGUGCAGAGGAAGACAGAGGAGCUAUCUGAGCUCAGAGAGGAGGUCCAAAGAAAGCAAAUAGAGAAGGAGGAGGAGCUGAGAUCAAGAGAGGAGGAGUGGAGGUCAAAGGAGCUGAUGAGUAUCAUGAAGGCACAGGAGGAGGAGAGACACAUGGAGAAGCUCCAAGAGGAGCUGAUUAAGAGUAAAAGGGAGGUGUCUAAACUGAGAGAAGACCUGUAUAAGGAGGAAAGAGAAAAGGAGGAGAAGCAGGAGCAGCUGAGGAGCUUUGAAAAGGAUAUGGCCGCUCUCAGAGAGGAGAUGCAGAGGGAGAGGAGACGAGAAAAGGAGGAGAGGAGACUGAUGGAGGAGAUUGAUAAGAAUUUCAGAGAGGAGAUUCAAAGAAAGCAAAAAGAGCAGGAGGCGGCCCAUGAAGCAGCGCGGGAGGAGCUUAGAAGGAGGGAGGAGGAGUGGAUGUCAAAGGAGCUGGUGAUCAACCAAAUAGCGCAGGCGGAGAGGAGGCAGAUGGAGGAGGUACUGGAGGAGCUGAUAAGUAGCAAAAGGGAGGUGUCUGCACUAAGAGACGAGAUGAAUAAGGAGCAAAGAGAAAAUCAGGAGAAAUUGAGGACGUUUGAGGAGGAGGUGACAAUUCUCAGAGAGGAGGUGAUUAGAGAGCAGAAGGAAAAGGAGGAGAAGCAGGAGAAGCUCCGAAUAUUUGAGAAGGAGGUGUCUGAACUCAAAGAGGAGCUGGUGAAGGAACUCCAGGAGGGGGAGAAAAUCCGAGAUGAACUGAUGAAGAGGAAGGAGGAGGUGGAGGAAGAGGUUAGGACAACCAAGGAUGCAUUAAAACUGCUCACUGAGGAGGUGAAAAAAGAGAAGGAGCAGAUGAAGGAGAAGUUAACAAGGACAGAGAUGGAGGUGGGGACUGUAAAGGAGGCCCACAGGAGGAGUGAAGAGGAGGUGUCACUGCUCAAAGAGGAGCUCCAGAAGGAGCAGCAGGAGAAGCUGGAGAUGCAAGAGAAGCUGAAGAAAAGUAGAGAAGACGUCUCGGAUCUUAAAGAGGAAGCAAAGAAGGAGCGCCAGGGGAGGGAGGAGGCGCAGGAGGAAUUGAGAGGUGUUCAGCAGAACGUGGAGGUGAAGGAGGAGAGCCUGAGCUCCCUGCGGAGUCAGAUGUGGAAUCUGAGCCUGAGCCAGCAACAAGCUCAGAAGGAGUUGAAGGAGAAGGAGGAGCAGAACCAGGAGCUGAAGGAUGGGCUUAGGGUGGCCCUGAAGGAGAUGUCCCAGCUGGAGGUUCUCCUGAAGGAGAGCCACACUGAGGGGGAACGGCUGAAGACCGCCCUGAUGGAGAUGAAGAAGGAGAUGGACAGAAUCAGAGAGGAGAGUCAGAAGGUGGCCAUUGAGGAGCUGGAUAAGCAAGGAGAGCUGGAGGAGCUGCGAGCCAAAGUUAAGAGCCUGAAGAGGAGAAAAAGUGAGAUGUUAGAGGAGCUGGACAACGCAGAGAAGAGGAGGAAGGAGGCUGAGAAGAAGUGGAAGAGUCGAGUGGAAGAGGUGGAGAAAGAGCAGAUGGUGAAGCUGAACGCUCUCAAUACAGAAGUCCAGAUACUGCGGAGGAAACAGGAGGAGGUGGAGACAGAGUGGAGGUCCAGGGUGGAAAAGAAGGAGAUGGAGGUAGAGAAAGCAAGAAUGGAGGUGCAAGAGAGCCAAACCGAGCUGAACAAGUGCAAAGCCUUGACAGAGGAGCAGAAGAAUCAGCUCUACAUACUGACUCAGAGCAACAAGCAGCUGGAGGCAGACAGGGACCGGGUCCGAAUGGCCCUGGAGCGGACAGAGUCAGCCAUGAUUGGCUACAGGGAGAGAGUGCACCAACAGGAGCAGAACCCCGGGGCGGUUCCUCAGUCAGAGGAGAGUGACAGACUGUUGAUCCUGCAGCACCAGGUGGCUGAACUGGAGCUGAACCAAAAACGGAUGGACAAGAAGAAUUCCCGUCUGGAAAGCCUGAAAGACAAGCUGAAGAAAGACAGAAGUGUUCUCAAAGACACGUUGAAACAGGUGGAGGAGGAACGAUCGAGGCUCCAGCAGCAGCUUUCUCUCAGCUCCAGGACUCAGGCGAGACAGUCAUCUGAGAACACCGCUGACGUGGACCGCACCGUGAGGGAGCUGGAGGACCAGGUGAAUCGUCUCCGCAUCUCGCUGGCGGUGGAGCAGGAGCAGAAGGCGGAGUUUAUUGAGCAGUCGUCCAGAAACAGCGAAUGGCUGCUCUCGAUGAGGCAGGACCUGAACAAUUCGCUGGACGCCGUCUCACGCCGUCCAAUCCCAGCAGUCCUGGAGUCUGAGACGCAGCGAUUGGACCGCAGCUUGAGGGAGGAGGACCUUAGGUUGUCUCUGAGCCAAUCAUAGCACACGACCAAAAAGACUUCAUAUCUGAGCAGCUUAGAUUUCUGAUUGGACAGAUUCUGCCUACAGGGAGUCGUUAUUUAACGUUGACCAAUCAGACGAGACCAAACAUUACAGCUAACGAACUCUCACCUGAAUACUUGUUGGGUUUUUUUUUUGUUUGUUUAUUUUAAAUGUUAUUUAUUUUUUUGUAAGCAGCUCAAUAAACCAAAGGUUUUAUAAGUGAG